CAUGGCUUCACUGUAUCUUCACCAACUAUAAAAAUUCCAUUUCUCUCUCUCUCUUGCUUUUGAGAGUUGCACAUGAAACGCUUGGAGAUGGUGGAAAAUAAUGCAACACCCUUCGCAACAAUGACCAGCUAGCGAACGCUUUCUUUGUCUCUGUUGUCUUCUAGCCAUAGUUUUGAUCACUUUUUUGUUUCCUUCUUUUUUUUUUAUUCUCUCUCUCUUCUUGGUAAUGACAAUGAUGAUGAUAAUGGGGGAACGAUUGGAGGAAUUUCUGCACCUGAUUUGAUAGAACAAGUGGGGUGGGCGAAAGAGAGCGGGGGAAAAUGUUCAGGUUGCACAAGAACCGGCAAGCGAAAUCAGGGGAGAAAUUUGAUUUCAAGCUCUCUAACUUCAAGGCAGUCCAGGUACCUAAAGGUUGGGAUAAGCUAUUUGUAUCUGUUGUCUCAGAGCAAAAUGGCAAAACGAUUAUUAGGUCAAGCAAAGCAUCAGUUCGUAAUGGAAGUUGCCAGUGGACUGAAUGUGUAUCAGAAUCCGUCUGGGUUUCACAAGAUGAAAUUUCAAAAGAGUUUGAAGAUUGUAAUUUCAAGCUUGUUGUGGCCAUGGGAUCGGGAAGAUCUAAUAUUCUUGGAGAGGCCGUGGUUAAUAUUACAAAGUACGCGGAUUCUAAAUCUUCUGCCGUCUCACUUCCACUAAAUAAGUGCGAUUAUGGGACCAUGUUAAUGGUAAAAAUCCAGUGCCUAACUCCAAUAUCAAAAGUAAGGAGUGGAGAUUUAAAACAGACCAAUUCUCGAAAAGAAGACUUGAAGAAAGAUGGUCAUGACUCAGAUAGCUUCUCAGAUAGAACAGAUAGCCAAUUGUCAAGAAGUAUUGGAUCUUCCUCUGGUGUAGAUCUAUACUCUAGCUUACACUCAGGAGAGGCUAGCAGCAAGGAAGCAAGUUUCUCUGCUUCCUAUUCACAGCUCAGCAAUGCUUCAUCUGAGGUUUAUGAAUCUCUAGAGAAUGACGCUGCAAAAAACAAUUAUGGCGAUAUUCAAAGACAAGAUUCGGCGAGCUCACAUUGUUCAUCACCUAAUUCUGUAAUUACUGGUUCAGCUGAAGCAACGACUGUUGCGGAACUUCGUGCAGAAGCUAGGAUGUGGGAGAGAAAUGCCCACAAACUGAUGGCUGAGCUCGAUCAGUUGAAGAAAGAGCUUUCAGAUCAAUCCCAUAACCAGGAGAGUUUGAAUAUUGCACUCUCAGCAGCAACUGCAGAAUGUGAUGAUUUGAGAAAAGAACUUGAGCAAAUGAAACAGUCGACUGGGAAGUCAACGCAGAGACAAACAACCAUCGAGGAUUUACCAUAUCAAGAUGGUGAACCACGUAUCCUAAAUGAAUUGCAAGRUGAACUUAAGUUCCUAAAAGAAUCAAAUGCUGAUUUAUCUCAGCAGCUAAAUAGAAGUCAAGAAUCAAAUGUUGAGCUUGUGGCCGUUCUUCAGGAGCUUGAAUCAAUUGCUGAAAAUCAAAAGUUGGAAAUAGAGGAACUUUUGGCACAGCACAGAGAAGACAAUGAUAACGAAAAUAUUGUUCGAGAAAAUAAGAAAUUGAUGCUUCAGUUGGAGCAUGUCAAGGAAUCAGAGAAAAAUCUUCAAUUGAAAGUAGAGCUACUGGAGAGAAACUUGGAGGAAACAAAACUUGAUUUACAGAAAUGCAAGGUAUCGAACCGAAGAUUCCCUCAGGAUACAGAUAGGGAAUUCGGUAGUAAGCUACAUUCUGUAGACACAAAUCUAGUAAAAGAAAUUGAAAUGUUGAAAGAAAAAGUGCAGGAGCUAGAAAAGGAUUGUAAUGAGUUGACAGAGGAAAACAUGGAGCUCUUGUACAAGCUGAAGCAAGCAAAUGACGAUUCUAAGGGAGAAGUUGCGGAUUUUGACUCCACGGAUGGUGACCAUUUAUCUAAUUCUUUUGUUAAUUUUGGAUUCGACACAAUAAAAAACAAACAUUCUAAACAAAAUAUAGAAGGAAAAUUGGAGGAAAGUCCAAAUUUGAUUGAGAAGAACGACAGUCAUUUCAAUAAAAAACUAGAGAGUAUGAUAUUUGAACUGGAAGUCCAAGUUGAAGAGCUGAGUAGGGAAUUGACUGAGAAAAAGCUGGAGAUUGGAAAACUUGAGUCUAGCAUGUUGUCCAAGGAUGACGAGAUUAAGAUCCUUGGAGAUUUGCAUAACAAAUUGCAAGUUAAGUAUUCUGAUCUUCAAAAAGAAAAAAAUGAUUUGCGAAAUGAAGUAAAGGAGCUUAGCAACAGUGUCGAUUUGCAUGUUUCUGCAAACGAGAUUCUUGAGAGCAAAUCUUUGGAGCUUGAACGUGAAAAACUAGAACUUGAACUCCAUAUAUCUCAGAUGGAACAAGAACGCAUGCAGUUGUCAGAACGCAUAUCUGCUUUGGAAUCUCAACUAAAAUAUGUGACAGACGAGAAGGAGAAUGACGCGCAAAACCAGUGUGCAGAAGCUCAAGAUCAAUGUGAGUACCUGCAAAGAGAAAAAAGGAAGUUGGAAGCUGCUGCUGAGCAUCUCGUUGAAGAACGCAAUUUGCUUCAGAAAUCGAAUGGAGAGCUGCAGAAAAAGAAUUCCGAGUUGCAUGAGAGUUAUUUCCGCUUGGAAUCGAAAUUGAAGGAGUCGCUUCAAAGGUAUGCACAAUAUUUCAGAAGGGUUGAUGAUUUCGAGGAAUAUCUCUCUCUUGGGUUGGAGGAUUUUGCCUCUAAAGAAAGAUUCCUAUCUUCGGAAUUAGAUUCACUCGUUGAGGAGAACAUAAAGUACAAAGAGGCAUCUGCCAUGUUUGAGAGCAUGUAUAACGAGGUAUGUUUGGAGAAGAAUGAUCUCAACAUUAAGCAAAUGGAAUCUGAUGAAAAGUUAACGGCUCUGGUCAGUGAGCUCUCAUUGUCAAAACAAAACCAGGAGAUACUGAUAUCCGACCAUGAAAAGUUAUUGAAGCAGGUGGAAAAUUACAGAUCACUCGAAGUCAAACUUGAGAACUCUGUCAAUGAUCUUGAAGAUUUUUCAUCGAGAAACAAUCUCGAAGCAACCAAGAAGGAUAAGGAGAAAGCGGAGGCAACUUUCGACCUGAUAUCGAAAGAGUGCGAAGAUUUGAGGACAGAGAAUAACUCCCUUCUGGAGAAGAUAAUAGUAUUGCAGAUAACUCUUGCUGAAUUAGAGAACAGCAAGCUUCUGGGAACGGAGAGUGAUGCAGUUGAAUACCAACAGAAAUUGAAAAUACUGGAGGAGGAGAAAGAUGAGUGGCUAAAAAGAUCUCAAUCCCUUGAAGCAGAACUGAAACUGUUAAAGGAGGAAAAACAGAAUCAGCGGGWGUCUAGCAGUGUAAAGGUUCAUGGUUUUUCCAAAACCAACGGCAAAAACAUGCCCAGUAAAGACACGAAGCUUCCAAAAAAUCACAGCGGUAAGAAGAAGCCUGCUUUAAAGAGCAGCCAAUCACAUGAGCAAGUGAAGGAUCCUAAGGACCCUAACAGUAAUCAAUCUCAAUCUCAAAUUUUGGAUGAUAGUGGAUAUGACGAAGAUUCUCAUGUUCCUGAAGCUGAAUUCUUUUCAAGAAUUCAGUUGCUCGAAAAGGAACUUGCUGAGGCUCUGGAAGCAAAGGAGAAUUAUAAAGUUCAGCUGAGUAGGCUUGUUUCAGAUAAUCAAAAGAGCAAAGAAAGAUCUCUCMCAUCAACAGUUGAAGGUGACGGAGUGGCAAAAGAAAGAUAUGAAAGCAUAAACUUGGCUCUUGAGGUGGAGUUAAAUGAAAUCCGUGAGCGGUACUUGCAURUCAGCCUAAAGUAUGCUGAAGUCGAGCAGGAGCGUGAGGAGCUUGUUAUGAAGCUGAGAGAAGCAGCAGCRCCCAAGAACGGAAGGAGGUGGUUCUCAUGAAAGUGAAAAAAAAAAAAAAACCAUGGCUUCUCUGUCCUUUGUUAAUACACCAGUCUCAGGGAGGUUUCUCUGCAGUCAUUUUCAGUUCUCACAUCAUGAUUUCAAUCAAGAGUCGAGAUUAAAUCCUAUUGGAGCACUGGUAUUAGGCUAACACAGCAAGAGACUACUAACAUCGGAGAGCACAUAUGAUUGUUUGAGAAGGAAGGAGGUGGAGAGUGUGAUGACUAACCUGAAGCUGAAGAAAUCGGCUCUGCAAGUUUCAUUGAUGGAAAGUCACUUUGUGUAAAGUAAAGCAAUAACAUGAAAGAUACCACAUUCUAAUUCUAUUUUUGACUUGCAGAAGGCUGAAAUGAUAUACAGCUACCAAUGCCCCUUUCUUUUUCAAAGAGCCAUAUUAAGAGUACACUACUAUCAGAGUUGUAACUCUGUCUAGAUAAAUAGUCUACAUAGUGGUGAUGGCGUGAUUGAUGUUGGAAUUUGGAGAGAGAAUGAUAACAUGUAAAGCAGAUGAGCACACUUCACUUUUGGUAUCAAAUAAUAUUCUUUUGUUGCCUUCCUCAGGUAUAUAUCUGUCUUGCUAACCUCAGCACAUGAAUAUGUUUUGCCCCUUACCUUUGUUGUAACGUCUAACUAAAUGAUGACCAAAGCCUUCUCCAAUUGCAAGGCAUUACGCCAUAGAAACUAAAACUGAACUUUCAAGACAACCUAGUUAUAAUACAAAUGGGAGCCGCAGAUCAUUCAAUCAUGGAAGGUACAAAGAAUUUGGAUGAGUUAGUUCUCCAAAUAUACAGCAGAUUCAGGUUCCUUUUUUUCCCCUAUCUACUUAGAUCAUUUGAAGAGACAUGCUUCUGCACUGUUGAUAAGAAUUAACAGUGAACUUUUGAAGUGACACAAGCCACUUACAUGAUUCAAUUGAUUUAAUAUUUUCAUCUACUAUUCAAAUUUCCUGUGGUUAAAAAAGAUUUACUAAAUGGUGUAUAUUUGAUCAUUUUGCUGAAAAGUAUGUGACAUUUGGCAGGUUUGUAGGAAUACCUCUGUUGGUAGGAGAAACAAUAGCCCAAUGUAGGUUGGUUGAGAGGCAAACACAAUGCAGGAAGGAAAGGAACAAAAGAAGAAGGUAGUGUUGUCACACUUGGAACAGAUUAAGAAGGUGGUAAGAGUAUAUCCCAUGGAAGAUGCUGAAUUUUGUUCAUAUUGCUUCCAUUUUUCACUCUUUAAUUGUUUUUGUUUUUUAUCUUUGUCGUGCUUUCGGCUCACGUUUCCUUUUUAACAAAAAAGUGGCCACACAGCGCUCUUGGGGUCACGUCAGUCACUUGAUUUGCCUUUCUUCUCUGCCCUGCAAAUCUCCUAUAACAACCAAUGCAGCUUCUUCACCAAACCCUCUUUACAACCGCACCCAACCCCACCACCACUUUCUUUCAUGCCCUUCAACCGCCGGCCGUCCCUGCGGCGGCCGGUGGCGGCGGAGCUUCCAUUGUAGGUGGAGAUGGUGUGAAGUUUGCUGCAGUUUUUCCCCCAUGCUCCUAGUUGACUCAGGCUAUUGAGGAGAUAUUAAUAUGAAGGUUUCUUGAAACUUUUUUUGUCUGUCUUCUUCAGUGGGGCAGAGGAAAAUUCUCUCGCUUCCUCUGUUAAGGGCAACUCCCGUCCUUUGGCAUUCAUCAAAUUUCCCAGAAAAAACAAAAAAUCUCACUGUUCUUCGCUUCUUCUGAUGUGGGCAUCGAGAAAGUCUGCAACUUUUCGACUCAGUCACUCGGAUUCUGCAGUAUUGUUCUUCUUUUACUCUUGUUUUUUCUUUUUCUUGCUUUGCUUUCUUCUAAUAAUGCAUCGCUCUUGAAAGCUCAAUGAAAUAUAAUUUGUUACA
Momordica charantia (bitter melon) is the source of this 5748-nucleotide messenger RNA. RefSeq lists its product as uncharacterized. The record is from RefSeq and is a predicted model, not a curated record. Lineage: Eukaryota; Viridiplantae; Streptophyta; Magnoliopsida; Cucurbitales; Cucurbitaceae.